Messenger RNA from Ceratina calcarata, 1730 nucleotides. It is a transcript of the gene Pka-R1, whose product is annotated as protein kinase, cAMP-dependent, regulatory subunit type 1. The transcript is spliced from 5 exons. Gene Ontology annotation, molecular function: cAMP binding; protein kinase A catalytic subunit binding; cAMP-dependent protein kinase inhibitor activity. Gene Ontology annotation, cellular component: cAMP-dependent protein kinase complex; cytosol. NCBI's taxonomy places the organism in Eukaryota, Metazoa, Arthropoda, Insecta, Hymenoptera, Apidae. The record is from RefSeq and is a predicted model, not a curated record. Gene Ontology annotation, biological process: negative regulation of cAMP-dependent protein kinase activity. Bases 1 to 1119 code for a protein of 372 amino acids.
AUGGCGGCGAAUCUCGAGGAAGAGCAAAGUUUGAGAGACUGCGAGGAAUACGUACAAAGACACAAUAUUCAACAAGUUUUGAAAGACUGUAUAGUGCAACUUUGCGUGGGACGUCCUGAAAAUCCCAUAUCUUUCUUGAGGGAAUACUUUCAGAAGCUGGAACGGGAGCAGGCUCACGAUGCUAGGCAACAAAUCGCAACCAGUCCGGAAGACACCGAGGAUAUACCCGCUGGACAGCAGGGUCCUCAAGUUCCUCGACGUAGAGGUGGUAUCUCCGCGGAGCCGGUCUCCGAGGAGGACGCGACAAGUUAUGUCAAAAAGGUCGUACCUAAGGACUACAAGACGAUGGCCGCACUAAGCAAGGCCAUUGCUAAGAACGUCCUCUUUGCUCAUCUCGACGAAAAUGAACGUUCUGACAUUUUCGACGCUAUGUUCCCAGUCACGUUUCUGCCUGGAGAGGCAAUUAUUCGCCAAGGCGACGAAGGCGACAAUUUUUACGUGAUCGACCAAGGAGAGGUGGAGAUCUUUGUAAACGGUGAACUGGUUACAACGAUAGGGGAAGGCGGAAGCUUCGGCGAGUUGGCGUUGAUCUAUGGAACCCCGCGUGCCGCGACCGUUCGAGCGAAGACAGAUGUAAAAUUAUGGGGUAUCGACAGAGAUUCUUAUCGGAGGAUUCUAAUGGGAUCUACGAUAAGAAAACGAAAGAUGUACGAGGAAUUUCUCUCCAGAGUUUCGAUUUUGGAAUCCUUGGAUAAGUGGGAACGUCUGACGGUAGCAGAUGCUUUAGAGCCGGUGGCAUUUGAUGACGGUGAAACGAUAGUUCGACAGGGCGAACCCGGUGAAGAUUUUUACAUAAUCGUUGAAGGCACAGCGGUCGUUUUGCAACAGCGGUCGGAAGGUGAAGAAUUGACGGAAGUCGGGCGGUUAGGACCAUCUGAUUAUUUCGGUGAAAUCGCAUUGCUGCUCGAUAGACCGAGGGCGGCAACUGUGGUGGCACGAGGUCCUUUGAAGUGCGUAAAACUAGACAGGGCGAGAUUCGAACGAGUUUUAGGUCCGUGUGCGGAUAUUUUGAAACGCAACAUCACCCAAUACAAUAGUUUCGUGUCCUUGUCCGUAUAAAUUGUCGUACUAGCGACAUCGACGGCUGUCUUUUCUUUUUAUCGAAGUAUACUUCACUAUUAACAUUUUUUAUUUCAGUACUGUAAGUAAUGAUUGUAUUAUUUCAGUUAACGAUACUCGUGUUAAGAAUUGUAUACGUUGAAGUCUAUGCCAUUCAUUUGAAUUUACACAUUUCAUCCUGAAUAUUUUAAUCUUAUUUUUUGAUAGUUAUUUAAAUUCAUAAAAUAUGUGUGGAAUUCUGUUUAUAGCAUAAUAAAUCUAUUUUGCGUGAUAAUUUAGUUGAAAUUCAAAGCGCGAGUAUUUUAUUUGUUUCAUUAAUGUAUAUGUGGUAGACAAACCGAGCACAUAUUUUAUUCGAUAACACAUUCUACGACAUAUGUAAUUCUUAUAACGGAAAUAUUAAUAAUUAAAGAGCCGUGACAUGCCAAGUUAAUACGCACUUUCUAAUUUCGAAAACGAUAUAGAAAUCGAAUUUUACUCAUUUUUACACAAACAUAUUCUCCGAGAAAUGAUAAGAGUACUUGGAAAAAAUUUAGUAAAUGUAUAUGUUCCAACUCGCAAAUUUUUUCGAUGUUCGUUUAGAUGAAUAAAAAUUAUUGCGUUGUCAGAUA